UUCCUGCGGCCUCGAACUCGGCAAGGAGAGCCUUCGAGAAGCGGCGCCGACGUGCUUCCUAGAGCGGCAACCAGGCGCCUUUACCUCUCUGACCACGCCUCUUCCGGUUCCCCCGGCUUCCGGCUUCCGGCGAAGCAAGACCCUGAGGCUCUGCCAUGUCGGCCUUGCGCGGGGCCGUCCACGCCAAGUGGAUCAUCGGGAAGGUCAUCGGGACCAAGAUGGUCAAGACGGCCAAAGUCCGCGUCACCCGCCUCGUCCUCGACCCACAUCUCCUCAAGUUCUACAACAAGCGCAAGACGUACUUUGCGCACGACCCGGAGCAGCGCUGCACGGAGGGGGACGUUGUGCUCCUGAGGGCCCUGCCCGAGCGACGCAGCCGCCACGUCAAGCACGCCCUGGCCGAGAUCGUCUUCAAGGUCGGCCGAGCCACCGACCCCCUGGCCGGGCCGCCCUCCCCGGGCACCCCCGGCAGCCUCACCCAGAGGGACGCCUCCUGCCUCGGACAGAAGCUCCGGGACCUGGCCCUCCGCCAGGACAAGUGAGCCCCACACAAUAAAGCCCCCUCCCCUUCCCA
Anolis carolinensis (green anole) is the source of this 574-nucleotide messenger RNA. It is a transcript of the gene mrps17, whose product is annotated as mitochondrial ribosomal protein S17. Bases 156 to 542 code for a protein of 128 amino acids. The record is from RefSeq and is a predicted model, not a curated record. Gene Ontology annotation, molecular function: structural constituent of ribosome. Gene Ontology annotation, cellular component: ribosome; mitochondrial small ribosomal subunit. Gene Ontology annotation, biological process: mitochondrial translation. NCBI's taxonomy places the organism in Eukaryota, Metazoa, Chordata, Lepidosauria, Squamata, Anolidae. The transcript is spliced from 3 exons.